AUGAGAACGACAACUACUAUUGUGCUUCUGGCUGCUUUUCUGGCCUUUGCCAUGGCUAAACCCCAUCCGGGAUACGGUAGACCGUCUUACGGAGGAGGUAAAGACUCAGAUAAAGAAGGCGUUCAGCUCUAUAUUGUUCAGGUGACUUUGGAGGAGGCGGCGGCCAGUGGGGAUCCCAAUCCUCUUCGUUCCAAUCGAGUUCCGGCGGCUUCCAGAACCAGGGUGGAUUCGGCGGAGGGCCCGGAGGAUUCGGAGGCAGUCCUGAAGGGUUCGGAGGUGGUCCUGGAGGCUUUGGAAGAAGAUAA
This is a messenger RNA of Caenorhabditis sp. 36 PRJEB53466, 305 nucleotides long. The record is from the annotation of a GenBank genome assembly. NCBI's taxonomy places the organism in Eukaryota, Metazoa, Nematoda, Chromadorea, Rhabditida, Rhabditidae.